AUGUCUAUCACUACAGCCCAAGUUAACCCCUCAAUCGCCCUUUUUGGUGCGACGGGUGGAACUGGGCUUGCAAUACUCAAUGAAAUCCUCUCUUCCUCAUCUACCACACAUCUCAAUGUUUUGUGUCGUACCCCGUCAAAACUCUCUCAAUUCUCCAAUAAAACCAUCUACCCCAAUCUUCAUAUCAUUCAAGGCGACAUUCGCGAUGCCACCGCCUUGAAAUCCGCCCUUAUCGACCCGGCCACCAAUCUUCCCGUCGAUAUUGUCGUCUCUUCUCUAGGCAUGACUCUCAUCCGUUCUUCCACUUUCUCAAUGAAAUGGUCAGAUCCAACUCUCUGUCAGGACGGUGUCAAAGGGAUCUUGAGCACAUUGGAUUCUCUAGAAGUAGAAUAUGGACCAAAGAAUGUGAAGACGAAAGUGAUAGUGGUGAGCACGACAGGAAUUAGUAGGAAAGGAAGAGAUAUCCCUUGUAAGAUGAGACCGCUGUACAGUCUUGGAAAAACCCCGUUUGAGGAUAAGAUACGAAUGGAGGAGGAAAUUGUGAGGUGGGCGGGAGAAGGAGAAGGAAAGAGGUGGAUGGUGGUUAGGCCGAGUUUGUUGAUUAAUGGGGAAGCGAAGAGGACAGUGGUUAAGAUUGGAUGGGAGUUCCCUGGAGCUGGGUAUAGAAAUAGUGAAGAUGAGCGAGAGAAUAAUGUGGUGGAGAAGGUGGAGGAAGAGGAGGAUAAGUUGGAGAUUGGAUAUCAGAUCACUCGAGGAGGGGUUGGAAAGUGGAUUUAUGAAGAAGGCAUUCGAAAUGGAGGGAGGAGCGAAUGGGAAGGAAGGUUUAUGAGUUUGACAUAUUGA
Molecule: messenger RNA, 843 nt
Organism: Botrytis sinoallii
Lineage: Eukaryota; Fungi; Ascomycota; Leotiomycetes; Helotiales; Sclerotiniaceae
Exons: 1
Coding region: 1-843 (280 amino acids)
Source: RefSeq, a predicted model, not a curated record